This is a messenger RNA of Tupaia belangeri chinensis (Chinese tree shrew), 2062 nucleotides long. RefSeq names its product heat shock transcription factor 5 (gene HSF5). Bases 1 to 1407 code for a protein of 468 amino acids. The record is from RefSeq and is a predicted model, not a curated record. The transcript is spliced from 7 exons. NCBI's taxonomy places the organism in Eukaryota, Metazoa, Chordata, Mammalia, Scandentia, Tupaiidae.
AUGCAGCCGCGUGUCUCUGGGUCGGCGGGCCCGCGGGCGGCGGAGGGGGAGGGUCGCUUGCGCAGCGUCGGUCGCGCGGCGGGAACUCGAGGCCCCAUUGGCCGCGCCCACCAGGAGCCGCCACCGCCACCGCCGCCCGCGGGGCCGCGGCCCGAGCCGCACGGACCAGUGGCUGUAGGACAAUUUCACCGAUCAUUCCGGCGAGAUAGUUUGUCUCCUUACUCCUAUGUAUCAACUUCAUCCCACAACCACAGUACUUUCCCUCUGAAAGGUUUAGAUCGGACCCCGAUUCCUCCUAGAACAUGGCAGAACUCCCUUGGAAUGCAUCCUGGACAAGUGGAGACGUCUCCCACUUUUUCAGAUAAAGGGGUUCCAUUUCCUGUACUGCAGAGGUUUCCAACAGAGGUUACCUAUACGCUGCAGCCUAGUGCCACAUCUGUACAUGUUCAACAAGGUCCUCAAACAAUGGUCAGCUCCUCCCAAAAAUACAGUAACUACACACCCUCAGCGCAGUACUCCCAAGCCUACUAUCCAACAGCUGUGCUCCAGUGCUGUUCUCCUUCUACCCACAUGGAUGCGCUAAGUAGUUGUGUCACGCCCACUGCCUCCUCCUAUGCACACUGCAACUACUUCCAGAAUCCUCCAAUGCAGUCCUCCUAUCCAGUUGAAUUUCUACCUUCUAAUUGGUCUUGCAGUGCUACUGAUGAAAAUAAAAAGACAGAAGUAAACCUAGAGGCUGUCUUUCAGAUAGUAGAUGAGUUACAUUCCUCCCCUAAAUUGGAGAUGGUAAAGGUGGAGCCUACUGAGAAUCAGUGCCCAACAUCUCAGUCUAACAGAGGCCAACACAUCUUAGCUAAUUCAAACAACAGCAAUUCAUCGUCCACAAGUCAGGCUAGCCAACUGGAGCCACUUACUCCUGUAGGCUCAGAUAUUACCUCUUUUGUGGUUGGAACAGAACAAGCAAUCACCUGCUCUCUACCACAGUCACCUGAGUACAUCUAUACCAUCCACACAGCUCAGCCUGUUGAAAAUAGCACAAUGCAGGAUUCUGCGGCCAUCCAGCAAGCUCAUGUCAAACUGAAGGAGCAGCUAAGUCAUAAUCCAUCUCCAUCUUCGGUAGUAUUUGUGCAGGAAGGGCUACCAUUCAGCACACAUCAGGUGGAUACCAGUAUAAAAUGCCAGACCAGUCCACUUGAGAAUAUCUUGCCUUCAGAACAAAUGGGAUUCCUCAUUUCAGAAAUGGGCCCUGCUAGCAAGCCUAGUAAAGACACAGGUUUAUCCACUCCAGCCAGAUACAGAGAGCGAAGAAGCAACUCUCAGCAAGGAAAGUCCCCUGAUCUUCAUCUGCUGGUGGACGUGGCCUGCAAGCAGGAGCAUUUUCCCAAGGAGGAAGAAUUAAAAGAGUGAGGAAUGGAUGACAAAAUGUGAUAUUGUGCACUAGCUGUAGCUGGAGGCAGACUAGCCUUGCACAUGACACACUGUUGGGAUUUUUUUCAGUUCUGUUAAGGAAAAAAAUUUUUUGUUUUGUUAAUUGAGAAUUUUGUUAAUUGGGAAUUUGGUAUUACUGCAGCAGUUCAGUUCAGACUAUUUACCUUGACAAACUUCUAAACAUCUAGCAGUGUGGUUUUUUUCUGCCCAGAUCCCUUUCAAAUUUAAAGUCCUGGCCUUCUGUUACAGUCAAGAAACAUCUGAAAACUGCUGUAUCUCUGCCACUAGAGAUACUCUGCUGAUCUGUUGUCUUGUCACUCUCGGCCUGUGAUCAGCACAAUACCAGACGGGUGUUCAGUCUAUCUGUUUCAAGUCACAGUGUGAUCCUUUUAGAGAAGAUGGAGUGAGAAACAAAGGCAUGUGAGGUCACCAGGAUCACAGGUCUGAAUGGGUCAGGAAUUCCAGGAAAGAAACCCUGCGAAAGAGCUAAUUUUCUAAGUGAUUAACCAGGAAAAGCUCUAACUUCCUAACCAGCAUUCUGUUUCAAGAGCAAGGCAUCUGGACUUGGACCAUCCAUCACACUGAAUAGCCCCUGAUUCUCUAUUAAUGGGAGCAUUCUUCUAUUUUCAUAUCU